Molecule: messenger RNA, 5048 nt
Organism: Phyllopteryx taeniolatus (common seadragon)
Lineage: Eukaryota; Metazoa; Chordata; Actinopteri; Syngnathiformes; Syngnathidae
Gene: plch2b
Product: phospholipase C, eta 2b
Exons: 20
Coding region: 233-3988 (1251 amino acids)
Biological process (GO): phosphatidylinositol-mediated signaling; lipid metabolic process
Molecular function (GO): phosphatidylinositol-4,5-bisphosphate phospholipase C activity; calcium ion binding
Source: RefSeq, a predicted model, not a curated record
AUUGGACGAAUGAAAAUCCCUCCAUGAAAGCAAGACUGGAGCCUCACUUGAGGAUUAGCGCUUGGGAAAGAUUUACAGGUGGUCACAUGCUGCGCUCUUCCUCCCUUCGAGCAACAAUGCAUGCACAACCUGAGGUUAGGGUGCCUUUUUUACGUCGGAGGAUGAAGAAGAACCGGUGGGAUGAGCACAUGCGUAUAGGACAUCAACUUUGCAAAGAGUGGCGACGGUGCUGAUGGGACAGGACAGUUGGAUGCAAAUGUCCACUUCAGGGAUGAACGCCGCCCAGGGGAUGGCGCCUCCGUCACCGGGGAUGAGUGGCAGCCCUCCACCGCCGGCUUCUCUCUCCCCGAGAACGAGCACCUUCCAAGGUGUGGGCUCCCCUAAAUUGCCUCCCAACCCUCCUAAUUCCCCCACCAUGUCCAUCAUGAGCUCCCCCAGACUGUGGAAGAAGGCCUCCAUCGCGAGACUGGCAGAGGAGUUUUUCUGGAUUGGUGGCAGUGUGGUCGCUCAGCCCAAAUGGAGGCUGGGCCAGUUUGUGGAGAGGUGCAUGUGCACAAUGCAGACGGGGACGCAGAUGACCAAACUGAAGGGAAAGAAGAAGGGACUCAUGCGCGUCUACUACUUGGAUGAGCACCGCUCAUGCAUCCGGUGGCGUCCCUCCAGGAAACACGACAAAGCCAAAAUUACAAUCGACUCCAUCCACGAGGUCCGCGAGGGGAAAAAGUCGGAGGUUUUCCGCAAGUACGCCGACAACCGCUUCGACCCAAACUGCUGCUUUAGCAUUUACUACGGCGAGCGUGUUAAAUCCCUGGACCUGGUCAGCACCAACGGCGAGGAGGCCCGCACAUGGAUCACCGGACUCAAGUACCUCAUGGCCGGUAUCAGCGACGAAGACAGCUUGGCUCGGAGGCAGCGCACCCGUGAUCAGUGGCUUCAGCAGACUUUCUCGGAAGCGGACAAAAACGGAGACGGCACUCUCAGCAUCGGAGAAGUCCACCAGCUUCUUCACAAGCUCAACGUGAAUCUUCCCAAGCAGAAAGUCCGUGAGAUGUUCCAGGAGGCGGACACAGACGAAAACCAGGGCUCUUUAGGAUUCGAGGAGUUUUGUUCCUUCUACAAGAUGAUCUCCACACGGCGAGACCUCUACCUCAUCAUGAUUUCUUACAGCAACCAAAAAGAAGUCAUGGACCUGCACGACCUCGCCCGCUUCCUGGAGAACGAGCAGAAGAUGCGAGGUCUUGCCAGAGAGCACCUGAUAGACAUCGUCGCCAGGUUUGAGCCGUGUCCUGACAACCUGCAGCAUCUGGUUUUGGGAAUAGACGGUUUCACCAACUACAUGCGAAGUCCCGGCGGCGACAUCUUCAACCCAGAGCACAACCAGGUGAACCAGGACAUGACGCAGCCACUGUGCAACUACUUCAUCGCCACGUCGCACAACACCUACCUGACCGGAGACCAGCUGCUGUCUCAGUCCAGUGUGGAGAUGUACGCUUACGUUCUCCAGGCCGGCUGUCGCUGCGUGGAAGUGGACUGCUGGGACGGGCAAGAUGGUGAGCCCAUUAUCCACCACGGCUACACCUUGACAUCCAAAAUCCUUUUCAAAGACGUUAUCGAAACCAUUAACAAAUACGCCUUCACCAAAUCACAGUACCCAGUGAUUUUGUCCAUAGAGAACCAUUGCACCGUGCCUCAACAGAAGAAGAUGGCGGAAUACCUGAGAGAGGUGCUGCAGGAUAAGCUUGACCUGUCCAACGUCAACACGCUCGAAUGCAAGAAACUGCCCUCCCCGGAAAUCCUCAAGGGAAAAAUAUUAGUCAAGGGAAAGAAGCUCCCAGCGAACUUGGACCCGAAUGCCGAGGAAGGAGAUGUGUCUGAUGAAGACACCGGGGACGAGGAAGAAGAGGAAGAUGACGAAGAGGAGGAUUCCCAGGAGGAAAACAGCGGUCUAGCUGCUCGACACCCGAAGAAGAGGAGGCGCUUCGGCAGAUCCAUCAUAAGAAGCUUCAAACGCAAGAGGAAAAAGAGAAUGCGACUAAGGAGUAAGGUCCGGUCUGACGGAGAGUCGGACUACAGCAGCGGCAGCAGGGACAGGACACAAAUUGUUUAUCACCCCAAGAAGAGGAAGACAAUGAGGUUGUCCCGUGCUCUGUCUGACGUCGUCAAGUACACAAAAUCUGUCCGAGUGCACGAUAUAGAAACACAAGCCUUUACAAACAGUUGGCAGGUGUCGUCACUCAACGAAACCGUCAUGAACCAGAUCGUGCUGCUAAAGCCCGGUCAGCUGGUGCGCUUCAACCAGCGUCAACUCCUGAGGGUCUACCCGUCCAACUACAGGGUGGACUCCAGCAACUUCAACCCGCAACCCUACUGGAAUGCAGGAUGUCACAUGGUUGCAAUGAACUAUCAAACAGAGGGUCGCAUGCUUGAACUGAACCGAGCUAAAUUCUCAAGCAACGGAAACUGUGGAUACAUUCUGAAGCCUAAAAUCAUUUGUAAAGGUGCCUUUAACCCCAAUUUGGAGGAUCCACUUCCAGGAAAAAGGAAGAUUCAGUUUGUUCUGAAGAUCAUCAGCGGACAGCAGCUUCCCAAACCCAAAGACUCCAUGUUUGGGGACAGGGGAGAGAUCAUUGAUCCCUUUGUGGAGGUUGAGAUCAUCGGUCUACCCGUCGACUGUUCAAAGCAGCAGACCAGAGUGGUGGAUGAUAAUGGUUUUAACCCCAUGUGGGAGGAGACUCUCGUCUUUCACAUUCUAAUGCCGCAGAUCGCCCUGGUGCGCUUCCAAGUGUGGGAUCAUGAUCCCAUUGGGAGGGAUUUCAUUGGCCAGAGGACAAUAGCCUUCACCAGCAUGAUGCCAGGUUAUCGACACGUGUACUUGGAAGGGAUGGCAGAGUCUUCCAUCUUUGUUCACAUUGCUAUCAUCGAUGGGAAGGUAAAGCCAGCAAAUGCUGUGCAAGUGGCCAGGAAGCACAUCCAAAAGGCAGCCCAGAAGCACAUGAAGGGACCCCAUAGGCAGCCGUCCCUCGACUCAUCCGUGCAGUCCUCGGACGAUUGGCCUCCUCCAUAUCUCCGCAAGGAUGCAGACUCCUUCUCCCAGGAAAGCAGGAAUGGAGAAAUGUCCCCUCUGGUCCAAGGGCCCGCCUCCAGGGCCGGGAUGCACAAAGGGAUCAUGAGUGAACCCGUGAGACGUGCCCACCGUGUCAAAAUUCAUGACCCAGCUCAGAUGAGGAGAGGGAUAUUCAGCAAGAUGUCCUCCACAGCUUCAAAACCAGUGCCGACUUUAACGUUUCAAGACAGCUUUGACUUGGACAGCCCUUCAUGUCUGAACAGUCCUACUGAGGACAGACGGGAUCCAGUUCCAACUAACUUUAGUGAGCUUCAGUCUUUGUCUGAAGCUGCUGAGUUACGGAUACUCCCCACAUUUGGACCACAGGAGCUUGAACCUCCUGUGGUGGCCCGAGCAGAAGCAAUGACUGACCCAGAACCACCAGGGAAACCUCCACCUACAACCCUUCAGUCGAUACCACAACAUCCCUUACAUUCCGACGCCAUAUUUGUACCUCUGAUCCCUCCGCCAUCCCCGGCUCAGGUCAGAAGGACCUUGGAGGCUCCGGCCACCCCCAGACACACCACCACCCCGAUACGAACAAAGGUCCGCUCGCGUAGCUGCCCUCGAAACCCCAACACCUCCCCCGUCACGCCCAUGGUGAGCCGCAAGCCUGCUUCCCACUGGCAGACCUGGCGAGUCCAGAGCACGGGCAAGGACAGCGACCGCCAGGUGAGGACCAUACUCAACGGUCUGUGCUUGUCCGACAGCUCGUCGAGCAGCGGGAGCAGCUCGGACAGCCUGGAGUUCAGAGAUGGCCCCGUUGCGGCGGGUGCAGAGCAGUGCGACGGCACCCUGCAGAGGGAGAUGAAGGCACUUUUUGAUCUAAAGAUGAGAGCGAUCAGAUGUAAAUCUCCACUUUUCUUCGAUGGUUGGGAUGUGUGAACACGUUUGGGCCGAGAUAGGCUUUGUUGCUACUGGUUAGGCUACCAAGAUCCAGUGGUACCUUGACUCACAAGUCGUCAAGUCACAAUUUGUUUUGUGACUAAGUCUGUACCUGAGUAUACUCGUACAGUGAAGCCCUACAUAUUCAUGAUUCAGCUUUCGCAAUUUGUGGAUUUCUUUUGAGAACCUAUCCUCCGUUAUCUGCUGAAUACCUCGCUUUGGUGCUGACUGGUGGCAUCUUCCUCAUCAUUAUUGCGAUUACGUUACAUGGGCCUGCUAGCUUAGAAUACAUAGAAUUUCACCCGAAUACCACUUGACUAUCAUUGUACAAAUUAAUAUUUAUUAUUUUUUUUUACUUCUUCAUACUCCUAUUGAACAUCUACAUUUCUUUUGUUUAUUAUUGCUUUUUUCUGUUUGUUUGCUUUCUUCCAUCUCUGUCUAAUAGCCUACUUUGAUUUGUUUUUGUAUAUGUUCAGUAAACGUAAAAAAAAAAAUAAUAAUAAAAAAAGAAUUUGUGGUGCCAAGCGCCUAGGUUAGACUGAGGGCAGGAGCUUCAUUUAGCCAAGUCAUAGCUUUGCUGAAUAGAAAGUGUUUUUCUGCCAUCUUGUGGCAUCUUUAACCAAUUACAAACAUUUUUGUGUGGGUGUUUCCUAUCGCCAGUAAAAACGGGCCUUCACUGUAUUGCAAGUAUGUUUUCCUUUUUGACUGAAAUGCUAUUAAUCUGUUCCAACCUAACAAAAAAAAAAAAAACAUUUUUUGUCUUUUUUAUUUUAAAAAAUAGCACUGUAUUGCAUACAAAUAUGAUAAAAUCUAAUAAAAUAGAAUGUAAAGAAAUAAACUGGUUUUAUAAAGUUUAAUUACUGUACAUACUGUAGCGUGUGUUGGAUGUGUGCCUAUAAGGGGUGUGGCCUCGUGAGUGAUGUUAGGAGCUGGUGUCGGUUUGGCCAGGUUAGUCUGCGUGUGAGCUUCUGUGCAUGAGCUGUGGUCGACAGCAGCUCCCUGCAUUUUUUUUUUUUUGUGUUUCACUGUUUGUCCCGUUCAAUAAACAGCUGAAAGUGCA